GUCGAUUUAGAGAGUCCCGCUCCGGGAGGCCUAGAUCCAAGUUUAAUAGGUCCAUGCCUGCGAUGCAUCCUUCAAAAACACAGGACGAGAAAAUGGCGCGAAUUUCAGCUGUGUUCUCAUAGGCGCUCGUCGGCGUUAUGACGUCCGUAAAUAGGCGGCAGUUGGGGCAUGCUUCGUUCACUUUGGUAAACAAACAGCAGACAUUCUCUGGAAAUAAAGAACCAAAUUUGAAGGGCGGGGGGUUCUCUUCAAGGUGGAGUUUUUCAAGUUAAGAUAUUUCAGAGCGUCAACAUGGCAAUGAUGAUAUGGCAGCCAAAAUAUUAAGUGUUGCCCAUAUAACUUUGGAAUGAAAGCAUGUCAAAACAUUAAACCUUAUUUUGCAAUAAAUGAAUUGCAGCCACACAACUUUGCUGCUCUCAAAAUAACAUUUUGAUGGUUUAGGUUAAUAAAAAUUGGAAAAUGUUUUUUUUCAAUGUUGAAUUAAUUUUCCAGAUACAUUUACUUUUAUUUCAUAUUUAUUUUAUUGACAAUGCUACUGCAUCAGCAAAUUGUCGCCCAGCAGAAUACAGUACAGAAGAGGGCUGUUGUCCAACUUGUCCACCAGGAAUGUCUCGGUCUGAAGGUGAAGAGGUCGUGUACAUCAACAUCAGAUGCUGUGUGUGAGGUCCUGGAUGGAUUCUUCUGUAGUGACUCUAACAGAGGUGGAUGUAGGGCCGCUCAGAGACACCGUCUGAGCUGCAGUCCUGGUUAUUACAUCGGUCAAAGAGGAACAGCAGAUAAAGACACAGAGUGCCUUCACUGUACUGAUGGAACAUUCUCAGAUGGCACAUCAUCGUCUUGUCAGAACCACACAAAAUGUGAAUCUGUGGGACUGAAACUGAUGAGACCAGGAACUGAUUCAACUGAUUCUGAAUGUGGAGAACAUGGUCAACAUAGAGGACUAGAGAGAGGACAUGUGGCAGGAAUAAUACCAGGAGUCGUACUGGUAAUGGCUUUGAUAAUCAUAGCCAUUAUUUGCAGAAAGAAAAUAAGAGAAUGGAGAUUGACAUCAAAGAUGGAGACCCUGAGCCAGGAGUUGUGCCGAGACUACCGUCUAAGAGGGAUUUACUCUCCUGCACCAACCAGGGACCAACAAGAACAUCCCACAACUACCCCUGCUGCUACUAUGGAUGAUCAUGAUGGUGACCAGAGUCUGGGUCCAGCCCCCCCCCCUCAAGCCCCACACAUAAUGGAUCUGUGUUGCUCCCACAACAUCCUGAGGACAAUCAGUCUGUCCUCUUCAGGACAGACGGAGGACAGGUUUUCUGUCCCCCUCACUCUGGUGCCCCCCUCCCCCUCCCGGUCCACCCUCAGUCUGGGUCCCCCCUCCCCCUCCCAGUCCACCCCCCUCACUCUGGUGCCCCCCUCCCCCUCCCGGUCCACC
This is a messenger RNA of Gadus morhua (Atlantic cod), 1423 nucleotides long. RefSeq lists its product as uncharacterized. The annotation marks the transcript as partial. The transcript has 9 exons. Gene Ontology annotation, cellular component: external side of plasma membrane. Gene Ontology annotation, biological process: negative regulation of alpha-beta T cell proliferation; positive regulation of T cell migration; defense response to Gram-negative bacterium. Lineage: Eukaryota; Metazoa; Chordata; Actinopteri; Gadiformes; Gadidae. The record is from RefSeq and is a predicted model, not a curated record. Gene Ontology annotation, molecular function: protein binding.